ACGACCGAACCUCGCUCUUUUAGUAAUCCAUCCAUCCAUGUUGGCUCUUUCCCACCAUCCCUUUUUACGUCAUCUCCCGCCCCCUCUUUCUUCUUCUUCUUCUUCCCUGCCUUCUUUUCUAACUCCUAAUUCUGUCAAGAGAUUCGGCGCGGUCCGAGCCUCCAUGGACCAACCGGCAGCUGCGUCGCAGGUGAUGGGAUUCCCGCAUCUGCCGCCGCCCCAUCGGGAUCUGAUGGUGGAUCUGCUCUCCACGAUCGAGGCCCGGCUGGGCCCCCACCUCCUCCCCUCCGUCGUCCCUUCCGACGUCCUCUCCUUCCAGGGCCAAGGCGGAGCAUCCAGGGGCGCCCUCGAUAUCCGAUCCGGCGGUCAGGACUCCUCGGUUGAUUUCAUAUUAGAAUCAUGGCUCCACUGCAAGGUCCCAUCUGGUUCUCUCAAUAUAACUACUCUAUUUGCCUUCCUUAAGGCUUCAACAGAUGCACCUCACCUUCUUAUGGAGUUUAUACAAGGCAGUCCAACCUCUCUCAUCCUCUUCAUGGAUUUGCUUCCUCGCAAAGAUCUUGUUCUACACCCUGACUAUCUUGAUGAGUUCUACCAGAAUACCAAUGUGGAUAAAGUGAGGCAAGAACUUGAGAAUGUGCCGCAGGUGCUACCGUAUCGUUCAUCCUCUCUUUACAUACGCAGUGUCCUAUCACCAACGGCAGUUGCUGUUCAAAUCAAUUGUGGAGCAGAGGGAGAGAGUGCUAUGGAAGAGAUUAUGCGAGUUCAGCUUGACAGUGUUGCCAAGGAAAUUAUGAGAAUCUGGUUGGAUAAAUGUGCCAGAAGUAUUAAACAAUUGGGAGAAACCGAGAGGGCCGAUUUGCUCAGAAGAGACACUUUGAUCAAGAAUAAGACUGUUGAAAUUGAUCUUGCUGCAAACUUGCCUAGAUUAUUUGGCCCUGAUGUUGCAAACCGAGUGGUGGAAGCAAUUCAAAAAGCUUAUAGGAUAUAAGACAGCAGGCAGUGAAGGUGGCUAUUAAUAUGUGGUUAGCAAAAGACAGCUUCUGAAGAAAUACUGAAUGGAUAACAAUCACCAUUAGCAAAUCCAGCUGCAAUAUUGGCUCGUUACAAUAAAUGUCAUUAGUCUUACAAGGGUGUAAGUUUUCCUAUUGUAUCAUGUACUCAUCAGUAUCUGAUCAUUUGAAGGGUUAUUCGCCUGCUUCAUCCUACCUUAGAAGCCACAGCAGAGUGAUUCGGAGUAGGCAAAUAAAAGUCGCAUAUUGAGAAUGUAUAUAUGCAAUAUCUAUGUCAUGUUUUUGAGAAAAAAAUGUCGCCAAUCUGUGCUAUGACUUGUAUUUAGCUUGUUUCUUCCUGUAUCUUCACAUGGUGCUGGUUUAGCUUCAUCUCUAACUGGCCUUUCAGGUCUACAAAGCAAAGAGCAACUAUUUUACAUCUGAGAUCCUAGCUAAUUCACCAAGAUUUCAGAUGACUGUCUGGCCUUUAUUUCUGAUCCAGAUUCUCAGCUGAAUGCCAUCUCCUUUUGCUUCGAAACAAGAACUCAGAACAUUUAGUGGUUUGUGGUUAUAUGCUUUCAGCUUCUGGCACCAUGGAGCAGAAGUUCAUCGAGUUGAUGAAUGCGGCAGAAUGGGCACAAGUCUUUCUAUUAACUAUGACAAUUAACCACCAGAAGAGAGAGAGAAGAAAAACACCUGUCUCAGCUUCUAGACAGUUGACAACAACAAUCCGGGCAGUAACAUCUUGAAGAAGAAGACGCAAAAGCACCUGUAAGACAUGCUAAAAGGAACUCAAUACUGUGGUGGAUUAUCUUGCAAAUUUUUUUUUAUGUAAUGCACUAAUCAUUUGUAGCGUGUUCUUGUUAAAGAAAUUUACUGCCAACUAUGUCCUCCUAUUUCUUCUUCACCUGGCUAUCUAUGGAUUUGGAAACUGCCAGUUAGCCCCUAA
Phoenix dactylifera (date palm) is the source of this 1938-nucleotide messenger RNA. RefSeq names its product accelerated cell death 2 (ACD2) (gene ACD2). The record is from RefSeq and is a predicted model, not a curated record. Gene Ontology annotation, cellular component: chloroplast. NCBI's taxonomy places the organism in Eukaryota, Viridiplantae, Streptophyta, Magnoliopsida, Arecales, Arecaceae. Gene Ontology annotation, molecular function: red chlorophyll catabolite reductase activity. Gene Ontology annotation, biological process: chlorophyll catabolic process.